Messenger RNA from Bactrocera latifrons, 1851 nucleotides. RefSeq names its product major facilitator superfamily domain-containing protein 10 (gene rtet). Gene Ontology annotation, molecular function: transmembrane transporter activity. The coding region runs from base 192 to 1631 and encodes 479 amino acids. The transcript has 7 exons. The record is from RefSeq and is a predicted model, not a curated record. Lineage: Eukaryota; Metazoa; Arthropoda; Insecta; Diptera; Tephritidae. Gene Ontology annotation, cellular component: brush border membrane. Gene Ontology annotation, biological process: transmembrane transport.
AUAUAUUAGUGGGUGCAGAUUAUGAUUGGAGCAACUUUCACUUCACAAAUGUGUAGUCAGCCAACCAAUCCGGUUAAGCAUAUGUCUGUUGUGCUGUAAUAUUCGCCAAAAAGUAAUAAAGCUAGCUAUUGGCGUAAAAACUAAAAUCAAUAUAAUUUUAUUUGAUAAAUAACACAAUUUUCUAUAACUACAUGACUGCAACGUCUACAUUAAAAAGCCGCAAUGGCAAUCAAGUUAUUAACAACAACGAUGCAGAAGUGUCUACCACAAAAAGCCAUAAGAAGCUGACUAAUAGUUUUCAAAAUAGUGAUGAUUCUGCUGGAAAUAAUUCGCGUUCAAUGGUGACCUUAAUAUUUAUUUCGCUUUUGUUUGACUUACUCGCUUUUACCAUGAUACUCCCAUUAAUGCCUUCCUUGCUAGAGCAUUACCGUCAGAAUGACAGUUCUGGUUUGUAUAACUUGCUGACGCAGCGAAUACAUUGGUUUCAGCAACUUGUUGGGGCACCAGAACGAUACACAUCGGUGUUAUAUGGUGGCUUUUUGGGAUCCAUGUUCAGUUUUUUACAAUUUGUAGCUAGUCCCAUAGUUGGUGGGCUGUCUGACUAUUAUGGGCGUAAGCCGCUAAUGUUACUUUGUGCGAGCGGUAUUGCGCUAUCCUACCUCCUAUGGGCUUUCUCCAGUAAUUUUGCACUUUUUGUACUAGCACGAUUAGUCGGCGGGAUCAGCAAAGGCAACAUAUCCCUUUGCAUGUCAAUUAUCACUGAUGUGUCCAGCGUUAAAACACGUGCAUUUGGUAUGGCACUUGUUGGUGUCGCUUUUUCGGUGGGCUUUAUUGCAGGUCCCACUAUUGGUGCCUUAUUUGCGCGUUCUUUAAAUAAAUCAGUAGGAUCUUGGUAUUUGGCACCUUCAUUAUGUGCCUUCGCAUUUGCUCUAUGUGAUUUAGGGAUCAUAGCAUUUGGUCUGAAGGAAACAUUACCAAAGGAAAAACGUGUUAAAGAGAUAUCAUCGGCGAUGUCAUAUGCAAUUCAAUUACUGGACGUGCGGUCAAUAUUCAAAUUCUCUGCAAUUAAGAAAGUAUCCAAAGCCGAAAUGUUUGCACUACGUAAAAUAGGACUAAUUUACUUCUUAUACCUAUUUCUGUAUUCCGGUUUGGAAUUCACUGUUACAUUCCUAAUGUAUCACAAGUUCGGCUACAAUUCCAUGGAGCAAGCAAAAAUGUUUCUUAUGACAGGUGUUGUAAUGGCCAUUCUGCAAGGAGGGGUUGUCCGGAGGCUACCUCCUCAUGCGACAAAGCCGUGUGCUGUAUUUAGUUUGUAUCUUAUUGUACCUGCAUUUAUAUUAGUUGGUUUGGCGAAAGAUGGAAGUUUGCUAUAUGCAGGCAUGUUUCUAUUUGCGGUUUCCACAGCCUUUGCUGUUACUUGCUUAACCACAUUAGUUUCGCGGUAUGGGAAUGACGAUCAAAAAGGUUCGGUGCUCGGAAUUUUCCGUUCUUUGGGUGCCUUGGCACGUGCCGUUGGUCCUGUUGUUGGUUGUAUUUCAUUUUGGAGUUUUGGUUCGCGACUAACUUAUAUUACUGGUGGACUUUUAUUACUGGGCCCAGCAUACAUUUUACAAAAAUCGAAGCUUUCAUAAUUUAAAUAUAAUGAAACAAAAAUAUAAAGUAAUUAAACUUGCUUCGAGUUACUGGACGUAAAAUUCUCAGUAAUGUUUUGUGUAUUAUGAAAUUUUCUAUAUUUAUUAUGUUUUUACACCAUUUUAGUAUUUAACAAUAAAAGCUAUCGAAUAUUGCUUAAAUUGAUUAAAUGUACUCUGCUUAAUUUUGAUACAAAAUUAAUCAAAUUUAUAUCCCACA